CUUGCUCUUUUGAAUUUACAAAGAAAAUAAAAAUAACAAGCCUCUCACUAACACUAACACCUUGAUAUAAUUUGAUUUUCAACUUGAAAUUGAAAUCGAAUAAGUGCGCACCGCAGCGUUGUAGGGCAAAAGUAGAAAUCAAAAAAGUUCCUUUUUGAAGAAUAAUAAAAAUUCUGUGAGUCAAGUAAAGAAAAGACCCUCCUUUUUUCUUUCUUUUCUUCCUAAUUUCUAUGCACAAGUAAAACGGUAAUGCUGCUGCAAUAGUUUUCAGAUCUGUGUGAUAUUAAGUAAAAAGGGGGGGUGUAUUUUAGUGGAUGAAAAGUGUUGGAAGUUUAUCGUAUAUUUAGUGUGUUAUGGCGUCUGAAACGGCGUCGUCUGCGGAUGAAGAAAAAGAAACCCUUGUUGUUUCUGUUUCAGCUGAUGGUGCUACUGAUAAAAGAGGAAAGCAUCGUAUUCUUGCUGAAUUGAAGCGUCUUCAACAAGAUACCAAAUUUCUUCAGGAAGAAUUGGACGAGCUUGAGAAAACAGAAAAUGUGUCGGCUAUAUGCAAGGAAUUGCUACAAAACAUGGAUAGUAGACCUGAUCCACUAAUCCCAGAAGUUCAUGGACCUGUAAACCUCUUAUGGGAUAGAUGGUUUGAAGGGCCUCAGGAUCCGCAAGCAUGUAGAUGUUGGAUACUUUGAUGUGAAGCUGUAUGUUAAUUGCAUUGCUAAUAGAAUGUGAAUGUUACUGCACAAAAGUGACUAUGGAACUGAAGAAAAUGCUUGAUGGCAUUUUAUACUACUACACACACUAAUUCUUUAAUGGCUUCAUGCUUCAUGUUGUGUUACAUCAGAAUAGAUUGUGCAUCAAAUACUGUCUAUCUGUAAACACAUUGAUUUACUGCAUUCAAUUAGAAUAUCAUUAUUUGUGCUUAUGUAGUGUCUAUGAAAUUUGAAGCCAACCUAGAGAUUAUGGCUAUUGGUGGUAACUGUUAUUACGCCUGUGUGGAUAUGUUUAUCAGCAUCCGGCCCUUAAGGAAGUAGCUUUAGAAAGGACUGGUAAUGGUUUGAUAUGCUAUUAACUAAACCCAGGGGGAGAAUGAGAUUUUCUACCAGACCUGGUAAGGCUUGGGAAAGCAAAGAACACUCAUUAUCUCUCAUUUCACUAGAACUUUAUGAUAGAUCUUGUAAUCUUGUUGCUUUCGGAGCUUUAUUUUUUUUUAGUGUUCCAUUUAACAAGCCUCCUAUGUAGUUUUUCUUUUAUUUUUUUAGCUUUCCUUCUCUAUCACUCAUGCUCAAAA
Medicago truncatula (barrel medic) is the source of this 1282-nucleotide messenger RNA. RefSeq names its product guanine nucleotide-binding protein subunit gamma 2. The record is from RefSeq and is a predicted model, not a curated record. Bases 354 to 683 code for a protein of 109 amino acids. Gene Ontology annotation, biological process: G protein-coupled receptor signaling pathway. NCBI's taxonomy places the organism in Eukaryota, Viridiplantae, Streptophyta, Magnoliopsida, Fabales, Fabaceae. The transcript has 4 exons.